GGUAACCCCUAGAACGAGACUUCAAUACUAACGCGUAAUGAUUAGCGUGUGAGUCAUGAACGUCACGAUACACAAUCCCCGCAUGGCCGGGUGUGCCCUAGUAACAUUCAUUCGCUCCUCUGCGUCGACGUCAAGCUCACCACAACAUGUUCUUAAACGGAAAUAAAUUGUUUUUAUUAUUGGCUACUAAUGUCGUCAUAUGUACUGGAGCGCUACCGACUGGACCAAGUAGAAAUAAUGAGAUGAAUAACGUCGACCCUACAUUAACACCACUGCAGACAAUCUCGCAAAUUAACUAUCUACUGUGUGGACAAUAUGCGGUUUUAAAUAAAACCCUGCGAGCUGUGGAAGUUCGCUGCUACGACGACAAGCCUGAGUCCGAAUACAAGCUUUCUUCGCCCGAUUGUGGAUGCUUAGAUGGUUACAUGCGGAAUUCGGCCAACGUUUGCAUCAAAGCUUCAGACUGUGUUCCAGUGUCCAAUGGAUCCAGUUCCUCAAGAAGUGAACCAGUGGGCAAACGCAUUGUAUUGAUUAUUUGCAAUGCAAUCGUUGGUGUCGGGUACAUUAUGUCAUACAUCGCGAUCAUGUAUACAAUCGUGUAUUUCUUUCGUUCUCAGUUAUCUGCCAAAAAUUGGAUGGUCAGAUAG
Messenger RNA from Microplitis mediator, 647 nucleotides. RefSeq lists its product as uncharacterized. The record is from RefSeq and is a predicted model, not a curated record. NCBI's taxonomy places the organism in Eukaryota, Metazoa, Arthropoda, Insecta, Hymenoptera, Braconidae. The coding region runs from base 147 to 647 and encodes 166 amino acids. The transcript has 3 exons.